This is a messenger RNA of Papaver somniferum (opium poppy), 2456 nucleotides long. RefSeq names its product geranylgeranyl transferase type-2 subunit alpha 1-like. Bases 235 to 2316 code for a protein of 693 amino acids. Gene Ontology annotation, molecular function: Rab geranylgeranyltransferase activity; protein binding. NCBI's taxonomy places the organism in Eukaryota, Viridiplantae, Streptophyta, Magnoliopsida, Ranunculales, Papaveraceae. The transcript is spliced from 9 exons. Gene Ontology annotation, cellular component: Rab-protein geranylgeranyltransferase complex; cytoplasm. The record is from RefSeq and is a predicted model, not a curated record. Gene Ontology annotation, biological process: protein geranylgeranylation.
AGGGUAGUUUGCCAGUUGCGAUCAGGAACCGAUAGUCCGAACCGAUUCCGUUUUUGGUCGAACCGUUUCGCAGAGGCCAGAGCCUAGUUAAACAUAAAGUUAUCUCCAUCGAAGAUCUCUCCUUCUACUUCUCCUACAGUUCUCUAGAUUCUUUACUUAACCACUAAGGUCCAUUUCCACUGCCAACUUCCUUCGUCGCAAAGGUAACUCCAAUUAACUAAUCAGACUAGGAAAAUGCACGGUCAGCCGCGGAAACCCCUAGAACCAGAAGAUGCAGCUACGAUACAGAAAGCUGCUAAUCUAAGAACUCUUCAGACUCAAUUGUUGCAUAAUCACCACAACAAAAUUUAUAACGAAGAAGCCGUUGAUCUGAGCACACGGUUAGUAGAAACUAAUCCCGAAUUUUACACGGCUUGGAACUACAGAAAAUUAGCUGUUGAACAUAAUAUCAUCUCAGCAGUAGAUCAAGACGCAGUUAGAUUAAUUCUAAAUGAAGAACUAAGAGUUGUUGAGAAUGCUUUGAGAAGGAAUGUUAAGUCUUAUGGAGCUUGGCAUCAUAGAAAGUGGGUUUUAUCCAAGGGAUUAUCAUCAACUUAUCAUGAAUUUAGGUUACUCGAUGGGUUUCAGAAACUUGAUUCUCGGAAUUUCCAUGCUUGGAAUUAUCGGAGGUUUGUUGCGGGGUUGCAGAAUGUCUCAGAAGAGGUCGAGUUAAAACAUACAACUGAGAUGAUAGACACAAAUUUCAGUAAUUAUUCAGCGUGGCACAAUCGUAGUGCUAUUCUUUCGCAUUUGCUAAAGCAAGGGAUUCAUGGGUUUGAACCAAAAGAGAACGUUUUGGCCGAAGAGUAUGAACUUGUGCACCAAGCAAUUUUUACAGAUCCAGAUGAUCAAAGUGGCUGGUUUUAUCAUUAUUGGCUUCUUGAUCAAACAAUUACUCCAGAUGCUCCUCUCCUGCUUUCGUCUUGGCCAAAUCAUGGUUCAGAUCUGAUCUUAUCCACUAAUAGAAACUUCGAGGGGUGCAUGUCGAGUCCUAGCACAAAUUUUUGUUCAGAUAAAGGAGCUUUUCCCCUCAUUCUUUAUUUUAAUCAAAGUGUUAAAGGUGUGAACUCAUCAACUGUAGACAUUAAGUUCACGUUCGUUAAGAACGAAGAUGUUAGCUGGAAGCCACUUUCAACCAAAAACUCGGGAUAUGCUGAUGCUUGGGUGACAUACCUGAAGUUCCCUGAUGAAAAAAACAACUCUUCGGAUACUUAUCAGGUUGAGGUGAGUGUCGGACAUUCUCAGGGUAUCAUUUCUUCCAGUGGGUCCAACUAUAGCUUUCCCUCACAAUUUUCAUUUACAACGAGAUUGGGGAUCGGUAAAAGAGAUGGUGAAGGAGGUGAGGGUGUUGAGAAAGUUGUUUGGACAGACAGUAACUUUCAUACUGAUUUGCCCCUUUUGGAGGAGCUCAGUCAUAUGUUUUCUUCUGAUCGAAUUCGGGUCAUCACGGACCAGAACCCAACAGCUUCAACGUGGCAGAUUGAAACAAUAGUCAAAGAGAUUGCUCUAUUCCGGGAGUUGUUGUUAGAAGUGAACUGUAAAAUUGGAAAGCUCACACUAGUGCGGCUGUUGGUGGCUCAUGAUGCAAUGAUGUCAUACCAUGCUUCAUUUGCAUACAAGAAGGUUAAUACUGAAGAAAUUCUCGAACUGCUAUCCGACUUGAUGAAGCUGGAUCCUUCACAUUCAAGGUAUUACAAGGACGGACACAGCUUAGCGUUGUUAGAGAAGGUGUUCCUGAGCAGGAAGUCUUUGAUGAAGCACUGUCUUUACUAUGGAGAGUCAACUUCUUCAUAUUCACAUGACCGUGUCUGCUUGCGUCUUAACAACAUGUCAUUAUCUCGAAUUGGAUCCUUCGAAAAUCUACUGUGGGUUCGAAUGCUGGAUCUCAGCCACAAUGAACUUCAAACGACUGAAGGUUUGGAGGCACUGCAACUUCUCUCUUGUUUGAACCUAAGUUACAAUAAAUUCAGAAGUUUCACUGCACUGGAACCCCUGAGAUUGUUACAGUCACUAAGUGUAUUGGAUAUAUCCUACAACGAGAUCGGUUUACAUCCAAUUGAUACAACUAGGUAUCUGUGUGCUUCACCUUUAUCUCACAAGUCAAACAUUGAGGGUAUUGGAGUGUCAGAUUGUUGGGAAGCGGAAGUGGUUUUUAAAGGCUUACAACUAAAGCAACUUGAUGUUGCUGGGAAUGCAAUUAACAGUGAUAAACUCAGGUCCUUACUGGUUAAGGUUCUUCCCAAUCUUAAAUGGUUAGAUGGUGAAGUUGUAAAUUAAUCAUUUAUAGUUGAUAUUAAGGCCUACCUUGCUUAGUGUUUACAUCUUAUAAUGCAUGAUUGAAGUAUCCUUGUAUGGUUCUUUUUGUUCAUGGACAGGUUUUAGCAAAGACUAAUGGAACAAACAAUUUUAGAGUUAAA